Messenger RNA from Solenopsis invicta (red fire ant), 3925 nucleotides. RefSeq names its product N-acetyltransferase ESCO2 (gene eco). The record is from RefSeq and is a predicted model, not a curated record. NCBI's taxonomy places the organism in Eukaryota, Metazoa, Arthropoda, Insecta, Hymenoptera, Formicidae. Gene Ontology annotation, molecular function: protein-lysine-acetyltransferase activity. Gene Ontology annotation, biological process: mitotic sister chromatid cohesion. Gene Ontology annotation, cellular component: chromatin; nucleus. The transcript is spliced from 7 exons. Bases 403 to 2850 code for a protein of 815 amino acids.
AUGAAUUAGUGUAUUGAGAUUCGAUAAACAAUUGAUUAGCAAGAUAUAUCGCGCGCUAAUAUCGACGCAUGCGCACGACUGUAAUGCGCAUAUGACGGAGUGCGCAUCCGUUGCUACAAAACAUUCGACUACAUAAAAUUCUUUUGGCUGUUUCCCGCGCUUCUCUUGAUGUGAUUGUAGAUCGUCAAAAUCCAUGAAGGAUACGCUGAUUUCGGAUAUUCCUGGAGAAUAUUAGUGCGUAACGUUCGAACGUCGAACCAGUCGAACGUUGUUUCAUCGGCCAACGGCGGUGUUUCACACGGUCGGUGUAUUCGCUUUGUCAAAUUCACCGAUCCAGUCAGUUUGUCAAUAAUCGUAAUUUUAAUCUGUUGCCAGAUUACUGCUUCAAAGAAUUGUCCAACAAUGAAUGGCAGUCAAGGUAACUUGCUUUGCACCCCACGACGUGCCCAGAAAUGUCUUUUUGCACCAGACAGUAAGUCUAGCAAAAAGAGCGAUUCUCAAGGCUUAGAGCGCACCAGCGACGACAAAUCCUCGGGAGACGAAUCAGAUUUGGGGCCCAUGUCACCUCUGGCUCUCACUGAUCGUAGUCCAAGCAGCAGUGAUCUCAGCAGUUCCCCAGGCAGAGAAUUCAUCUCUCCGUUUGCAACGCCUGAAAAGUCUUCACAUAUUCUCAACACGCCCGUUGUUCCCGUGUCCUGGGAUCGUUUGAGGUUCAAUAUGGAAGAACGCAUGUCACCCUUCAGAUCGCUCAGGAAGGUUACCAGAGCCGCUAGAUACUCGCCGAGAUGCAAUUUGUUUAGGCGUUCGCCGAAAUCGCUGCCGUCCACUCCAGACAAGCAGAGGGAACCGUUGACCCCACAACGUUCGAAGACGAACGUAGAGCAGAUGAACGAAGUGGUACCGGAGACGCCGCAGCGUAGCUUCGCCAAGGAGAUACAGAAUCAAAAUAUCACGGAAACACCAAAAAAGGGCAGGACCCCUGAGAGCAGACAGAUAACGCCAUUAAGCUCCAUAAGCAAGACGGUACCGUUGCCGAAGUUGCACAGGCGAAAGUCCUUCAGCGCGACCGAGACGAGCGGGAGUUUGUCACCCGAGCAGAAGGAGAACACGUUGAAGAGGCACGCGCGUGAUCAAUCAGCGGCAAAGCCGCCGAAGAUGUUCAAAGUGGAUGACGGCUUUGUACCUAGAGCAAGAACGUCUCUAUUUCAGGACAGGAGGAACAAUUGUGACUACCCGAAGGACUUCUCAGUGAGCACAAAGACGUUUUAUAGUAGCAAUGUAAAGUCCGAGCGGGCUUUCAUCAAUUUCAGGAGUAGCGACAUUAAAAAGAGACGAAGCUUACCUUCGCAGAGUUCGAGUAGACGUUUAUCGAUAAAGAAACGGAAAUUCGGGAAAAUAAACGCUGGUGUGUACCACGGCAUCAAGAAGCCGAAACCCAAGACGGAGGUAUCAAAAAAGGAAGGUCAACAAAGUCCCACGGCUUUAAGUAAGAGUCCACCUGUGGAGGAAGUUCAGCCGAUGGAGACAAACGCAGUUGUGGAGAGGCCGCCCACGCCACCGAUCGAUGAGACUAAACGAUUUUUCAAAACCAACAAGACUGUCAGAUUAAAUGACGCUACAGUGACGGUACACAAUAAGAUCAAGCUGACGGUCGCGGACGGGAAAAUUGCAUUGAAAACUAAUCAGAAACGCGCUCGUUUCACGAAAAAGGUAAGUACCGAGAACAUCCGUCUGGACGCCACAGAUCUGACCGUCGACGAGCCGGAGAUUGAGGCUACGCUGCAGCAAGAUAAAGUCGACGAUCUUCUGAAGGUUCUAGAGGAUGAUUGGGCGAACGACGACUACGAUACGAUGGCCUCGUUGAUCCGUACUGCAAAUGCGUUUUCCCCGUCAAAAUCGUUGUUGAAAGACACGAUUAUGUCUCCGGCUACUGAGCUCAGCAACAUGACUUCGACGAUGAACAUCAAAGACGUGGCUCCUUUGAAGAAUUUUGGUAAUCUUUCCCUUGACAACGCGAGCAAUAAUAAUGACACUGGAAAGGAAACUGGCGAAGAGAAUACCGAGAAAAAAUAUUAUCCAUUGUUUACCAAAGGAUAUUCUGUACCUGAUGAUAUUUUCGAAGAGACAAGUAACGCAAACACUCCGAAAACAAUAAAAAGAAAUAUGCAGUGGCAGCUUUCCGCGAAAGGUGGUGGUGCGGAAGAUCAAUGUCAGUUAGAUGCCGGUCAAAAACGUUUCGGCGCCACUCAGUGUCCAGAAUGUAAUGUUGUGUAUCAAUUGGGCGAUCCUGAGGAUGAAAACGCUCAUUUAAAUUAUCACAACAGUAUACGGACUUUGAGAUUCCAGGGAUGGAAAAACGAGCGUGUUAUAUUGGAGGAUUCCUUCACUUCCAGCAGAAUAAUCUUAGUCGAGCCACGUGAUUCCCAACAACAUUGGAAGAAGGUGCUAGAGAUUUUGGACGUUGUAGAUAAAGAUUUGGGACUGGCAGAUAUAAAUAGUUCAGAUUAUAGAAGCAAACAGGUCUACUUGUACAUACGCGAGAAAAGCGUUAUCGGAGUAUUGGUAGCGGAACAUAUUGAAAAAGCGUUUCGCAUGAUUCCUGAGCUAAUUGAUCUUGAUUGUUGCACUGCUGAGAGUACACCUACGAAAUGCGGCAUAAACGUCGUUUGGACCGCGAUGAGUCAUCGUAAACAGAAUAUUGCAACUAAACUUGUCGACACUUUGAGAGCCAAAUUCUUUUACGGUUACGUGAUGUCUCUGGACGACAUAGCAUUCUCAAUACCAACUCCAGGUGGUAAAAUCUUCGCUGAGAAAUAUACGAAAACGAAAAACUUCAAAGUUUAUAACUAAAUUCGUUAUAGUUAGGCUCCAACGUUCGUUCUAAAUGCUGACAACGCUGCUAUCCAGUUACUUAAGUCACCUUUUGUCAUCUCUUUUCUGUAACAAGUCCUUAAAAAUUAUCCAAAAUGGGUAACGUUUUAUUUGUUCAUAUUAUUUUCUCGUCUUUAACAGUUGUUACUAAAUAUUGAUUUGAUGUCUCAGUAUCUGAUUAUUUUGUACCGGAAAUCGAAUACAAUAAAAAAAAAUAAAAAAGAUAAAAUGCAUUAACAUCUUUAGCUAACAUAAGCAGGUUCUGAAUACAGGCCAUAGUCUCAAUAUUUAACUGUGUCAACUGACACUGGUGCUAGUCGCGGUCACUUUAUGAUACCAAAAUGUUGCAACUUUAUUUAAUUUUUGUUCUUUGUAAUGCAUUGUUCAAGCUCCUGUUCUUAAACUUUAAAAUAAUAUGAAAAGAAUUUGCUUUAUGCUAAGUUAUCUAAAGAUAAACUCGGAAAACAAAAGCAAUUUUGUUUUUGCUUAAAUGACCUCAAUUUUAUAAUUUAUUAAAAUUUUAUUAAAAACUGGUCACUUGAUUAUCAUUUUAAUGGCUGAAAGGUUAUUGUCACUUUCUGUCAAGAGCAGUUAUAUUUUUUAUCCAAUGACUGAAUAGCAGCGCUAUAAAUGCAUCCUUUGAACUGUUAACGAUUAUUAUACUUAUACAUUUUAUAUUAUCUUUACUAUAAAUGUUGAUAUGAAUGAGAUUGAUAGGUUUCUUUAAUAUUACGAAUUAAUGUAUAUCUCUUCUUGUUUAAAUUAUUAUACUUUACUAUAUAAUUCUACACUUUAACAAGACAUUUCUUUUUAUAGUGAAAUUAAUAUAGAUACAAAUUUAAAAUAUACAGUGAAUAGAAUUAUUAAUAUAUAAAAAUACUUUUAAAUUUAAGCUAAGUUUUAUAAGAAUAUUAAUAAUUAUUUUCGAAAUAAAUACAUUAUUUAUUUCGAAUAAACACUCUAAUAAAUCUGUCUAUUUGAAAUGUAGAAAUUCCUGCUGUUUAUUCUCAUAUUCUUAUGUGACAUAGGAACAAUAUAUUAUAUUUGACAAUGA